Symbiodinium natans is the source of this 1161-nucleotide messenger RNA. The record is from the annotation of a GenBank genome assembly. NCBI's taxonomy places the organism in Eukaryota, Dinophyceae, Suessiales, Symbiodiniaceae.
AUGCUGGGCAGUGGACGUGCUCGCAGCAUGGCGUGCGCUUCCGGCGUCUGGCGGCACUUUCGGCGCCCGGUGCAGCGCAGGACAGGUGGGCUGUCCUGCUCAGGGUCUGGCACCCGGGAAAAGGGCGCCUGCAGCAGCGGCAGCGGCAGCGGCAGCGAAACUGCGGCAGGAAGGCCUUGCAAGGCCUCGGAGGAGCUUCUGUGCUUUGAUGCCGCCAUUUCAUCUUGCUGCCACGCUCGGCAGUGGCAGCAUGCGCUGCGGUUGGUGGAAGACAUGCAGGAUGAUGGGCUCGCACCCGACACAGGGAUCUGGGACAAGUUGCUGGAGGCCAUGGUGCUGUCAGGCGAAAUGGCUGCGGCAAUGGCUUUGUGCAGGGAGGCGAAGGCUUUGCUCGGCUUGCGUCCUGCGGCACAGGGCUUGGACCUGCAUGGCAAGACGGUUGAGCUGGCAAAGCUGGCUGUGCGUAUAGCUCUGUUGGACGUAGCACUUGCCCUUCAGCACGGGCAGGCUGCGAAGAGCGCAGAGCUGGGUCUAACUGCCCAGGGAAGUUUGUCACUUGUGGUGGGUUUGGGACGCCAGUCUAAAACAGGCGAGGCGAUCCUUGGCCCAGCUAUACAGCAAAUGCUAAGUCAGGAGCUGGGGGUGCAAAGCCACAAAGACCCCAAGAACGAGGGCUGCCUGCUUAUACCGAGGUUCGAGCGUGACAUCGUGCUGUUGGCUGAAAAUGUGGAUGCAGAGGCAGAGCUAGACUUUGCAGACUUAGCCUUGCAGCAUCCUCCAGGUGACCCACGAGCACACCUCAACCCAGAUGGAACAAGGCCUGAAGAGGAGGAUGCUGAGGACUACCACGACCCAGACCCCACGGAUCACUUCCCUCGCAUGAAGCUUGUCAAGGAGCGCGGUCAGAGCUUUGUGGUGUCUCAAGACCCGCCCAAGCCAAUCUCAGAGCUGUACUUCACGCACCAGGCGGAAUCGAGUACUAGCGGAAUGGAGUGCACCAGUCUGAGACACUGGAAUUUCUUGGAAGCGGAAGACAUCGCUGAUUCAGUUUCACCUGGCCAGGAACACGUGCCCUUCUAUCCGCGCCAGCGCAUCCUGAUCUGGACCAACUACAAGCUGCUGAUGAAGGCCGGGCCCAUCAGAUGGGCAAAGAACACUUGA